Molecule: messenger RNA, 15031 nt
Organism: Microcebus murinus (gray mouse lemur)
Lineage: Eukaryota; Metazoa; Chordata; Mammalia; Primates; Cheirogaleidae
Source: RefSeq, a predicted model, not a curated record
CUUUCCCCGCCCCUUCCCUCCCUCCCUCCUCUAGUCGUCCCCUCCCUCUCCCCGAUCAGCCCCCCCGCGGCACUUCAGUCCGGGGAACAGCGGUGCGAGCUCCAGGCCCAUGCACUGAGGAGGCGGAAAGGAGGGGAGCCCCCAGAGCUCCAUCAGGCCCCUUCCACAGGCUCCCCAACCCGGUCCACGCCCCCCACCCCCCACCCCGCCUCCUCUCAAUUGUGCAUUUUUGCAGCCGGAGGCGGCUCCGAGAUGGGGCUGUGAGCUUCACCCGGGGAGGAGGAGAGAGCAACGAGGAGUAAGGCGGGUGGGGGGUAAAGGGUUUGGAUUUGGGGGUAAGGGGUGCACCCCCAUCAGCAGGCCCUCCCCAAGGGGCUCGGAACUCUACCUCUUCACCCACGCCCCUGGUGCGCUUUGCCAAAGGAAAGAAUAGAAAAGGAGGAGGGGAAAAGGAGGAAAAAGGGGGACCCCCCAAUUGGGGGGGCGAAGGCAAGAAGUAGCAGGACCAGAGGGGAAGGGGUUCUGCUUGCAUCAGCCCACACCAUGCGGACCCCGCUACUGCUGCUGCUGCUGCUGCCCCUGCUCUCAGCUCUGGUCGCGGCUGCUAUCGAUGUCCCUAAGACUUGCAGCCCCAAGCAGUUUGCCUGCAGAGACCAAAUCACCUGCAUCUCGAAGGGCUGGCGGUGUGAUGGUGAGCGGGACUGCCCCGACGGCUCUGAUGAGGCCCCCGAGAUUUGUCCACAGAGUAAGGCCCAGCGAUGCCAGCCGAAUGAGCACAACUGCCUGGGCACCGAGCUGUGUGUUCCCAUGUCCCGCCUCUGCAACGGGGUCCAGGACUGCAUGGAUGGCUCAGAUGAGGGUCCCCACUGCCGAGAGCUCCGAAGCAACUGCUCUCGACUGGGCUGCCAGCACCAUUGUGUCCCCACACUCGACGGGCCCACCUGCUACUGCAACAACAGCUUUCAGCUGCAGGCAGAUGGCAAGACCUGCAAAGACUUUGACGAGUGCUCAGUGUACGGCACCUGCAGCCAGCUAUGCACCAACACAGACGGCUCCUUCACGUGCGGCUGCGUCGAAGGAUACCUGCUGCAGCCAGACAACCGCUCCUGCAAGGCCAAGAACGAGCCAGUAGACCGGUUCCCUGUGCUGUUGAUUGCCAACUCCCAGAACAUCCUGGCUACGUACCUGAGUGGGGCCCAGGUGUCUACCAUCACACCUACUAGCACGCGGCAGACCACAGCCAUGGACUUUAGCUACGCCAACGAGACCGUGUGCUGGGUGCACGUUGGGGACAGUGCUGCCCAGACGCAGCUCAAGUGUGCCCGCAUUCCUGGCCUAAAGGGCUUCGUGGAUGAGCACACCAUCAACAUCUCCCUCAGUCUGCACCACGUGGAACAGAUGGCCAUCGACUGGCUGACAGGCAACUUCUACUUUGUGGAUGACAUCGAUGAUAGGAUCUUUGUCUGCAACAGAAACGGGGACACGUGUGUCACUUUGCUAGACCUGGAACUCUACAACCCCAAGGGCAUUGCACUGGACCCUGCCAUGGGGAAGGUGUUUUUCACUGACUAUGGGCAGAUCCCAAAGGUGGAGCGCUGUGACAUGGAUGGGCAGAACCGCACCAAGCUGGUCGAUAGCAAGAUUGUGUUUCCUCAUGGCAUCACGCUGGACCUGGUCAGCCGCCUCGUCUACUGGGCUGACGCCUACCUGGACUACAUUGAGGUGGUGGACUACGAGGGCAAGGGCCGGCAGACUAUCAUCCAGGGCAUCCUGAUCGAGCAUCUGUAUGGCCUGACAGUGUUUGAGAAUUAUCUCUACGCCACCAACUCGGACAAUGCCAAUGCCCAGCAGAAGACGAGCGUGAUCCGUGUGAACCGCUUUAACAGCACCGAGUACCAGGUCGUCACCCGUGUGGACAAGGGUGGUGCCCUCCACGUCUACCACCAGCGGCGCCAGCCCCGAGUGAGGAGCCACGCCUGUGAGAACGACCAGUACGGGAAGCCAGGCGGCUGCUCGGACAUCUGCCUGCUGGCCAACAGCCACAAGGCCAGGACCUGCCGCUGCCGCUCCGGGUUCAGCCUGGGCAGUGACGGGAAGUCGUGCAAGAAGCCGGAGCACGAGCUGUUCCUCGUGUAUGGCAAGGGCCGGCCAGGCAUCAUCCGGGGCAUGGAUAUGGGGGCCAAGGUCCAAGACGAGCACAUGAUCCCCAUCGAGAACCUCAUGAACCCCCGAGCCCUGGACUUCCACGCUGAGACUGGCUUCAUCUACUUUGCCGACACCACCAGCUACCUCAUUGGCCGCCAGAAGAUUGAUGGCACUGAGCGGGAAACCAUCCUGAAAGACGGCAUCCACAAUGUGGAGGGUGUGGCUGUGGACUGGAUGGGGGACAAUCUGUACUGGACGGAUGAUGGGCCCAAGAAGACCAUCAGCGUGGCCAGGCUGGAGAAAGCUGCUCAGACCCGCAAGACCUUAAUUGAGGGCAAGAUGACACACCCCAGGGCCAUUGUGGUGGAUCCGCUCAAUGGGUGGAUGUACUGGACAGACUGGGAGGAAGACCCUAAGGACAGUCGGCGAGGGCGGCUGGAGAGGGCCUGGAUGGAUGGCUCACACCGAGACAUCUUUGUCACCUCCAAGACAGUGCUUUGGCCCAAUGGGUUAAGCCUGGACAUCCCAGCUGGGCGCCUCUACUGGGUGGACGCCUUCUAUGACCGCAUCGAGACCAUACUGCUCAAUGGCACAGACCGGAAGAUUGUGUACGAGGGUCCUGAGCUGAACCACGCCUUUGGCCUGUGUCACCACGGCAACUACCUCUUCUGGACUGAGUACCGGAGUGGCAGUGUCUACCGCUUGGAACGGGGCGUGGAAGGUGCACCUCCAACUGUGACACUUCUGCGCAGCGAGCGGCCCCCCAUCUUUGAGAUCCGCAUGUAUGAUGCCCAGCAACAGCAAGUUGGGACCAACAAAUGCCGGGUGAACAAUGGUGGCUGCAGCAGCCUGUGCCUGGCCACCCCUGGGAGCCGCCAGUGUGCCUGUGCUGAGGACCAGGUGUUGGAUGCAGACGGUGUCACUUGCUUAGCGAACCCAUCCUACGUGCCCCCACCCCAGUGCCAGCCGGGCGAGUUCGCCUGCGCCAACAGCCGCUGCAUCCAGGAGCGCUGGAAGUGUGACGGAGACAACGACUGCCUGGACAACAGUGACGAGGCCCCAGCCCUCUGCCAUCAGCAUACCUGCCCCUCGGAUCGAUUCAAGUGCGAGAACAACCGGUGCAUCCCCAACCGCUGGCUGUGUGAUGGUGACAACGACUGCGGGAACAGCGAGGACGAGUCCAAUGCCACUUGUUCAGCUCGCACCUGCCCACCCAACCAGUUCUCCUGCGCCAGUGGCCGCUGCAUCCCCAUCUCCUGGACGUGCGACCUGGACGACGACUGUGGGGACCGCUCUGACGAGUCAGCCUCCUGUGCCUAUCCCACCUGCUUCCCCCUGACUCAGUUUACCUGCAACAAUGGCAGAUGCAUCAACAUCAACUGGCGGUGUGACAAUGAGAAGGAUUGUGGGGACGGCUCUGAUGAAAAGACCUGUCCUGAGCCUGCCGACAAUGACUGUGGGGACAACAGUGACGAGGCCGGCUGCAGCCACUCCUGCUCUAGCACCCAGUUCAAGUGCAACAGCGGGCGCUGCAUCCCUGAGCACUGGACCUGCGAUGGGGACAAUGACUGCGGGGACUACAGCGACGAGACGCACGCCAACUGCACCAACCAGGCCACAAGGCCCCCUGGCGGUUGCCACACGGAUGAGUUCCAGUGCCGGCUGGAUGGACUGUGCAUCCCCCUGCGGUGGCGCUGCGAUGGGGACACUGACUGCAUGGACUCCAGUGACGAGAAGAGCUGUGAAGGAGUGACCCACGUCUGUGACCCCAAUGUCAAGUUUGGCUGCAAGGAUUCAGCUCGGUGCAUCAGCAAAGCGUGGGUGUGUGACGGCGACAGCGACUGUGAAGAUAACUCGGAUGAGGAGAACUGCGAGUCCCUGGCCUGCAGGCCACCCUCGCACCCCUGUGCCAACAACACCUCAGUCUGCCUGCCCCCUGACAAGCUGUGCGAUGGCAACGACGACUGUGGGGACGGCUCGGACGAGGGCGAGCUCUGCGACCAGUGCUCUCUGAAUAACGGUGGCUGCAGCCACAACUGCUCGGUGGCGCCUGGCGAAGGCAUUGUGUGUUCGUGCCCUCUGGGCAUGGAGCUGGGGCCCGACAACCACACCUGCCAGAUCCAGAGCUACUGUGCCAGGCACCUCAAGUGCAGCCAGAAGUGCGACCAGAACAAGUUCAGUGUGAAGUGCUCCUGCUACGAGGGCUGGGUCCUGGAGCCCGAUGGCGAGAGCUGCCGCAGCCUGGACCCCUUCAAGCCGUUCAUCAUCUUCUCCAACCGCCAUGAGAUCCGGCGCAUCGACCUGCACAAGGGGGACUACAGCGUCCUGGUGCCUGGCCUGCGCAACACCAUCGCCCUGGACUUCCACCUCAGCCAGAGCGCCCUCUACUGGACUGACGUGGUGGAGGACAAGAUCUACCGUGGGAAGCUGCUGGACAACGGAGCCCUGACCAGUUUCGAGGUGGUGAUUCAGUAUGGCCUGGCCACACCCGAGGGCCUGGCUGUAGACUGGAUUGCAGGCAACAUCUACUGGGUGGAGAGUAACCUGGACCAGAUUGAGGUGGCCAAGCUGGAUGGGACCCUCCGGACCACUCUGCUGGCUGGUGACAUUGAGCACCCAAGGGCGAUCGCACUGGAUCCCCGGGACGGGAUCCUGUUUUGGACAGACUGGGAUGCCAGCCUGCCCCGAAUCGAGGCGGCCUCCAUGAGCGGGGCCGGCCGCCGCACUGUGCACCGGGAGACUGGCUCCGGGGGCUGGCCCAACGGGCUCACCGUGGACUACCUAGAGAAGCGCAUCCUCUGGAUCGACGCCAGGUCAGAUGCCAUUUACUCAGCCCGUUACGACGGCUCCGGCCACAUGGAGGUGCUCCGGGGACACGAGUUCCUGUCGCACCCGUUUGCAGUGACGCUGUAUGGGGGGGAGGUGUACUGGACUGACUGGAGAACAAACACACUGGCCAAGGCCAACAAGUGGACCGGCCACAAUGUCACCGUGGUACAGAGGACCAACACCCAGCCCUUCGACCUACAGGUGUACCACCCCUCCCGGCAGCCCAUGGCCCCCAAUCCAUGCGAGGCCAACGGGGGCCGGGGCCCCUGCUCCCACCUGUGUCUCAUCAACUACAACCGGACCGUCUCCUGUGCCUGCCCCCACCUCAUGAAGCUCCACGAGGACAACACCACCUGCUAUGAGUUUAAGAAGUUCCUGCUGUACGCGCGCCAGAUGGAGAUCCGGGGGGUGGACCUGGACGCCCCCUACUACAACUACAUCAUCUCCUUCACGGUGCCCGACAUCGACAACGUCACCGUGCUGGACUACGACGCCCGUGAGCAGCGCGUGUACUGGUCCGAUGUGCGGACGCAGGCCAUCAAGCGGGCCUUCAUCAACGGCACGGGCGUGGAGACGGUCGUCUCUGCAGACUUGCCAAACGCCCACGGGCUGGCUGUGGACUGGGUGUCCCGAAACCUGUUCUGGACGAGCUAUGACACCAACAAGAAGCAGAUCAACGUGGCCCGGCUCGACGGCUCCUUCAAGAACGCAGUGGUGCAGGGCCUGGAGCAGCCCCAUGGCCUUGUCGUGCACCCCCUGCGUGGGAAGCUCUACUGGACCGACGGUGACAACAUCAGCAUGGCCAACAUGGACGGCAGCAACCGCACCCUGCUCUUCAGUGGCCAGAAGGGCCCUGUGGGCCUGGCUAUUGACUUCCCUGAAAGCAAACUCUACUGGAUAAGCUCCGGCAACCACACCAUCAACCGCUGCAACCUGGACGGGAGUGGGCUGGAGAUCAUUGACGCCAUGCGGAGCCAGCUGGGCAAGGCCACUGCCCUGGCCAUCAUGGGGGACAAGCUGUGGUGGGCAGAUCAGGUGUCGGAGAAGAUGGGCACAUGCUCCAAGGCUGACGGCUCAGGCUCCGUGGUCCUGCGAAACAGCACCACCCUGGUGAUGCACAUGAAGGUGUACGACGAGAGCAUCCAGCUUGACCAUGAGGGCACCAACCCCUGCAGUGUCAACAAUGGGGACUGCUCCCAGCUCUGCCUGCCCACAUCAGAGACAACCCGCUCCUGCAUGUGCACAGCCGGCUACAGCCUCCGGAGCGGCCAGCAGGCCUGCGAAGGUGUGGGCUCCUUUCUCCUGUACUCUGUGCACGAGGGAAUCCGGGGAAUUCCUCUGGACCCCAACGACAAGUCAGAUGCCCUGGUCCCGGUGUCGGGGACCUCGCUGGCCGUGGGCAUCGACUUCCAUGCUGAAAACGACACCAUCUACUGGGUGGACAUGGGUCUGAGCACCAUCAGCCGGGCCAAGCGGGACCAGACAUGGCGCGAGGAUGUGGUGACCAACGGCAUUGGCCGCGUGGAGGGCAUCGCAGUGGACUGGAUUGCCGGCAACAUCUACUGGACGGACCAGGGCUUCGAUGUCAUCGAGGUCGCCCGGCUCAAUGGCUCUUUCCGCUACGUGGUCAUCUCCCAGGGUCUGGACAAGCCCCGGGCCAUCACUGUCCACCCGGAGAAGGGGUACUUGUUCUGGACCGAGUGGGGUCAGUACCCGAGGAUCGAGCGGUCCCGGCUGGACGGCACGGAUCGAGUGGUGCUGGUCAACGUCAGCAUCAGCUGGCCCAAUGGCAUCUCGGUGGACUAUCAGGAUGGGAAGCUGUACUGGUGCGACGCACGGACAGACAAGAUCGAGCGGAUUGACCUGGAGACGGGUGAGAACCGCGAGGUGGUUCUAUCCAGCAACAACAUGGACAUGUUUUCGGUGUCUGUGUUUGAGGAUUUCAUCUACUGGAGUGACAGGACUCACGCCAACGGCUCCAUCAAGCGAGGCAGCAAAGACAACGCCACAGACUCCGUGCCGCUGCGCACCGGCAUCGGCGUGCAGCUUAAAGACAUCAAAGUCUUCAACCGGGACCGGCAGAAAGGCACCAACGUGUGUGCAGUGGCCAACGGUGGGUGCCAGCAGCUGUGCCUGUACCGGGGCGGCGGGCAGCGGGCCUGCGCCUGCGCCCAUGGGAUGCUGGCUGAAGACGGGGCGGCGUGCCGUGAGUACGCUGGGUACCUGCUCUACUCGGAACGCACCAUCCUCAAGAGCAUCCACUUGUCAGACGAGCGCAACCUCAACGCGCCCGUGCAGCCCUUCGAGGACCCCGAGCACAUGAAGAAUGUCAUCGCUCUGGCCUUUGACUACCGGGGGGGCACCUCCCCAGGCACCCCCAAUCGCAUCUUCUUCAGCGACAUCCACUUUGGGAACAUCCAGCAGAUCAACGAUGACGGCUCCGGGAGGACCACCAUUGUGGAGAAUGUGGGCUCCGUGGAAGGCCUGGCUUAUCACCGUGACUGGGACACGCUGUACUGGACAAGCUACACGACAUCCACCAUCACCCGCCACACAGUGGACCAGACCCGGCUGGGGGCCUUCGAGCGUGAGACGGUCAUCACCAUGUCUGGAGACGACCACCCGCGGGCCUUCGUGCUGGACGAGUGCCAGAACCUGAUGUUCUGGACCAACUGGAAUGAGCAGCACCCCAGCAUCAUGCGCGCGGCCCUGUCCGGAGCCAACGUCCUCACGCUCAUCGAGAAGGACAUCCGCACCCCCAACGGCCUGGCCAUCGACCACCGCGCAGAGAAGCUCUACUUCUCCGACGCCACCCUGGACAAGAUCGAGCGGUGCGAGUAUGACGGCUCCCACCGCUAUGUGAUCCUGAAGUCGGAGCCUGUUCACCCCUUCGGGCUGGCUGUGUAUGGGGAGCACAUCUUCUGGACCGACUGGGUGCGGCGGGCAGUGCAGCGGGCCAACAAGUACGUGGGCAGCGACAUGAAGCUGCUACGCGUGGACAUCCCCCAGCAGCCCAUGGGCAUCAUUGCUGUGGCCAAGGACACCAACAGCUGUGAACUCUCCCCUUGCCGAAUCAACAACGGGGGCUGCCAGGACCUGUGUCUGCUCACUCACCAAGGCCACGUCAACUGCUCGUGCCGCGGGGGGCGAAUCCUCCAGGAGGACCUCACCUGCCGGGCGGUGAACUCCUCUUGUCGUGCACAAGACGAGUUUGAGUGUGCCAACGGCGAGUGCAUCAACUUCAGCCUGACGUGUGACGGCGUCUCCCACUGCAAAGACAAGUCCGAUGAGAAGCCGUCCUACUGCAACACUCGCCGCUGCAAGAAGACUUUCCGCCAGUGCAACAACGGACGCUGCGUGUCCAACAUGCUCUGGUGCAACGGGGCAGAUGACUGUGGGGAUGGCUCCGACGAGAUCCCCUGCAACAAGACGGCCUGUGGUGUGGGUGAAUUCCGCUGCCGGGACGGGACCUGCAUCGGGAACUCCAGCCGAUGCAACCAGUUUGUGGAUUGUGAGGACGCCUCAGAUGAGAUGAACUGCAGUGCCACUGACUGCAGCAGCUACUUCCGCCUGGGCGUGAAGGGUGUGCUCUUCCAGCCCUGCGAGCGCACCUCCCUCUGCUACGCUCCCAGCUGGGUGUGCGACGGUGCCAACGACUGCGGGGACUACAGUGACGAGCGAGACUGCCCAGGUGUGAAGCGCCCCAGAUGCCCCCUGAAUUACUUCGCCUGCCCCAGCGGGCGCUGCAUCCCCAUGAGCUGGACGUGUGACAAGGAGGACGACUGUGAGCACGGCGAGGACGAGACCCACUGCAACAAGUUCUGCUCGGAGGCCCAGUUUGAGUGCCAGAACCAUCGCUGCAUCUCCAAGCAGUGGCUGUGUGACGGCAGCGAUGACUGCGGGGACGGCUCAGAUGAGGCUGCUCACUGUGAAGGCAAGACGUGCGGCCCCUCCUCCUUCUCCUGCCCUGGCACCCACGUGUGCGUCCCCGAGCGCUGGCUCUGCGACGGGGACAAGGACUGUGCUGACGGCGCUGAUGAGAGCAUCGCAGCUGGCUGCCUGUACAACAGCACCUGUGACGACCGGGAGUUCAUGUGCCAGAACCGCCAGUGCAUCCCCAAGCAUUUCGUGUGCGACCACGACCGCGACUGCGCCGACGGCUCCGACGAGUCCCCCGAGUGUGAGUACCCGACCUGCGGCCCCAACGAGUUCCGCUGCGCCAACGGGCGCUGCCUGAGCUCUCGACAGUGGGAGUGCGACGGCGAGAACGACUGCCAUGACCAGAGCGAUGAGGCUCCCAAGAACCCACACUGCACCAGCCCAGAGCACAAGUGCAACGCCUCCUCGCAGUUCCUGUGCAGCAGCGGGCGCUGCGUGGCCGAGGCGCUGCUCUGCAAUGGCCAGGACGACUGCGGCGACGGCUCGGACGAGCGCGGCUGCCACGUCAACGAGUGCCUCAGCCGCAAGCUCAGUGGCUGCAGCCAGGACUGCGAAGACCUCAAGAUCGGCUUCAAGUGCCGCUGUCGCCCUGGCUUCCGGCUGAAGGACGACGGCCGGACGUGUGCCGAUGUGGACGAGUGCAGCACCACCUUCCCCUGCAGCCAGCGCUGUGUCAACACCCACGGCGGCUACAAGUGUCUGUGUGUGGAGGGCUAUGCCCCCCGCGGUGGCGACCCCCACAGCUGCAAAGCUGUGACUGACGAGGAGCCGUUCCUGAUUUUCGCCAACCGCUACUACCUGCGCAAGCUCAACCUGGAUGGCUCCAACUACACGUUGCUUAAGCAGGGCCUGAACAAUGCCGUUGCCUUGGACUUUGACUACCGGGAGCAGAUGAUUUAUUGGACGGAUGUGACAACCCAGGGCAGCAUGAUCCGGAGGAUGCACCUCAAUGGCAGCAAUGUGCAGGUGCUGCACCGGACAGGCCUCAGCAACCCUGACGGGCUGGCUGUGGACUGGGUGGGCGGCAACCUGUACUGGUGCGACAAAGGCCGGGACACCAUCGAAGUGUCCAAGCUCAAUGGGGCCUAUCGGACAGUGCUGGUCAGCUCUGGCCUCCGUGAGCCCAGGGCGCUGGUGGUGGACGUGCAGAACGGGUACCUGUACUGGACAGACUGGGGCGACCACUCACUGAUAGGCCGGAUCGGCAUGGAUGGGUCCAGCCGCAGCGUCAUCGUGGACACCAAGAUCACGUGGCCCAAUGGGCUGACACUGGACUACGUCACCGAGCGCAUCUACUGGGCCGACGCAAGAGAGGACUACAUUGAGUUUGCCAGCCUGGACGGCUCCAAUCGCCACGUCGUGCUGAGCCAGGACAUCCCGCACAUCUUCGCGCUCACCCUGUUUGAGGACUACGUCUACUGGACUGACUGGGAGACAAAGUCCAUCAACCGAGCCCACAAGACCACGGGCGCCAACAAAACACUCCUCAUCAGCACCCUACACCGGCCCAUGGACCUGCACGUCUUCCACGCUCUGCGCCAGCCAGACGUGCCCAAUCACCCCUGCAAGGUCAACAAUGGUGGCUGCAGCAACCUGUGCCUGCUGUCCCCUGGGGGGGGCCACAAAUGUGCCUGCCCCACCAACUUCUACCUGGGUGGCGAUGGGCGCACCUGUGUGUCCAACUGCACAGCAAGCCAGUUUGUGUGCAAGAACGACAAGUGCAUCCCCUUCUGGUGGAAGUGUGACACUGAAGACGACUGUGGGGACCACUCGGAUGAGCCCCCAGACUGUCCUGAGUUCAAAUGCCGCCCAGGACAGUUCCAGUGCUCCACAGGCAUCUGCACAAACCCUGCCUUCAUCUGUGACGGGGACAAUGACUGCCAGGACAACAGUGAUGAGGCCAAUUGUGACAUCCACGUCUGCCUGCCCAGUCAGUUCAAGUGCACCAACACCAACCGCUGCAUUCCCGGCAUCUUCCGCUGCAACGGGCAGGACAACUGCGGAGACGGGGAGGACGAGCGAGACUGCCCCGAGGUGACCUGCGCCCCCAACCAGUUCCAGUGCUCCAUCACCAAGCGCUGCAUCCCCCGAGUCUGGGUCUGUGACCGGGACAACGACUGUGUGGACGGCAGUGAUGAGCCCGCUAAUUGCACCCAGAUGACCUGCGGAGUGGACGAGUUCCGCUGCAAGGACUCGGGCCGCUGCAUCCCGGCACGCUGGAAGUGUGACGGAGAGGAUGACUGUGGGGACGGCUCAGAUGAGCCUAAGGAAGAGUGCGACGAGCGCACCUGCGAGCCAUACCAGUUCCGCUGCAAGAACAACCGCUGUGUGCCAGGCCGCUGGCAGUGCGACUACGACAACGACUGCGGGGACAACUCUGACGAGGAGAGCUGCACCCCUCGGCCCUGCUCUGAGAGUGAGUUCUCCUGUGCCAAUGGCCGCUGCAUCGCUGGGCGCUGGAAAUGCGACGGGGACCACGACUGUGCAGACGGCUCAGAUGAGAAAGACUGUACCCCCCGCUGUGACAUGGACCAGUUCCAGUGCAAGAGUGGUCACUGCAUCCCCCUGCGCUGGCGCUGUGACGCAGAUGCCGACUGCAUGGACGGCAGUGACGAGGAAGCCUGUGGCACUGGCGUGCGGACCUGCCCCCUGGACGAGUUCCAGUGCAACAACACCUUGUGCAAGCCGCUGGCUUGGAAGUGCGACGGAGAGGAUGACUGCGGAGACAACUCAGACGAGAACCCGGAGGAGUGCUCCCGGUUCAUGUGCCCUCCCAACCGGCCCUUCCGUUGUAAGAACGACCGCGUCUGCCUGUGGAUCGGGCGCCAGUGUGACGGCACGGACCACUGCGGGGAUGGGACUGAUGAGGAGGACUGUGAGCCCCCCACGGCCCAGACCCCCCACUGCAAAGACAAGAAGGAGUUUCUGUGCCGGAACCAGCACUGCCUGUCCUCCUCACUGCGCUGCAACAUGUUCGAUGACUGCGGGGACGGCUCUGACGAGGAGGACUGCAGCAUCGACCCCAAGCUGACCAGCUGCGCCACCAACGCCAGCCUCUGUGGAGAUGAGGCACGCUGCGUGCGCACCGAGAAAGCUGCCUACUGCGCCUGCCGCUCAGGCUUCCACACUGUGCCAGGCCAGCCCGGAUGCCAGGACAUCAAUGAGUGCCUGCGCUUCGGCACCUGCUCGCAGCUCUGCAACAACACCAAGGGCGGCCACCUCUGCAGCUGCGCUCGAAACUUCAUGAAGACGCACAACACCUGCAAGGCCGAAGGCUCUGAGUACCAGGUCCUGUACAUCGCUGAUGACAACGAGAUCCGCAGCCUGUUCCCUGGGCACCCCCAUUCGGCUUAUGAGCAAGCAUUCCAGGGUGACGAGAGUGUCCGCAUCGAUGCCAUGGAUGUCCAUGUCAAGGCUGGCCGCAUCUAUUGGACCAACUGGCACACGGGCACCAUCUCCUACCGCAGCCUGCCGCCCGCUGCACCUCCUACCACUUCCAACCGCCACCGGCGACAGAUCGACCGGGGUGUCACCCACCUCAACAUUUCAGGGCUGAAGAUGCCACGAGGCAUCGCCAUCGACUGGGUGGCUGGCAACGUGUACUGGACCGACUCGGGCCGGGAUGUGAUUGAGGUGGCACAAAUGAAGGGUGAGAACCGGAAGACGCUCAUCUCGGGCAUGAUCGACGAGCCCCACGCCAUUGUGGUGGACCCGCUGAGGGGCACGAUGUACUGGUCAGACUGGGGCAACCACCCCAAGAUCGAAACAGCGGCAAUGGACGGGACCCUUCGGGAGACCCUGGUGCAGGACAACAUCCAGUGGCCCACAGGUCUGGCCGUGGAUUAUCACAACGAACGGCUGUACUGGGCAGACGCCAAGCUCUCGGUCAUCGGCAGCAUCCGGCUCAAUGGCACCGACCCCGUCAUGGCUGCUGACAGUAAACGAGGCCUGAGUCACCCCUUCAGCAUCGAUGUCUUUGAGGAUUACAUUUAUGGCGUCACCUACAUCAAUAACCGUGUCUUCAAGAUCCAUAAGUUUGGACACAGCCCCUUGAUCAACCUGACGGGGGGCCUGAGCCAUGCCUCGGAUGUGGUCCUGUACCAUCAGCACAAGCAGCCUGAAGUGACCAACCCCUGUGACCGCAAGAAGUGCGAGUGGCUCUGCCUGCUGAGCCCCAGUGGCCCCGUCUGCACCUGUCCCAAUGGCAAGCGGCUGGACAAUGGCACCUGUGUGCCUGUGCCCUCUCCGACACCACCGCCAGACGCUCCCCGGCCUGGAACCUGCAACCUGCAGUGCUUCAACGGCGGCAGCUGUUUCCUCAAUGCACGGAGGCAGCCUAAGUGCCGCUGCCAGCCCCGAUACACGGGUGACAAGUGUGAGCUGGACCAGUGCUGGGAGCACUGUCGCAACGGGGGCACCUGCGCUGCGUCCCCAUCUGGCAUGCCCACGUGCCGGUGCCCCACGGGCUUCACAGGCCCCAAAUGCACCCAGCAGGUGUGUGCGGGCUACUGUGCCAACAACAGCACCUGCACUGUCAACCAGGGCAACCAGCCCCAGUGCCGCUGCCUACCUGGCUUCCUUGGUGACCGCUGCCAGUACCGGCAGUGCUCUGGCUACUGUGAGAACUUCGGCACGUGCCAGAUGGCUGCUGAUGGCUCCCGACAAUGCCGCUGCUCCGCCUACUUUGAGGGACCGAGGUGUGAGGUGAACAAGUGCAGCCGCUGUCUCCAGGGAGCCUGUGUGGUCAACAAGCAGAGCGGGGAUGUCACCUGCAACUGCACGGACGGCCGGGUGGCUCCCAGCUGUCUCACCUGCGACGGCCACUGUAGCAAUGGCGGUUCCUGCACCAUGAACAGCAAAAUGAUGCCUGAGUGCCAGUGCCCGCCCCACAUGACAGGACCCCGGUGUGAGGAGCAGGUCGUCAGCCAGCAGCAGACUGGACAUAUGGCCUCCAUCCUAAUCCCUCUGGUGUUGCUGCUGCUGCUGCUUUUGGUGGCCGGAGUGGUAUUCUGGUAUAAGCGGCGAGUCCGAGGGGCUAAGGGCUUCCAGCACCAGCGGAUGACCAACGGGGCCAUGAACGUGGAGAUUGGGAACCCCACCUACAAGAUGUACGAAGGCGGAGAGCCCGAUGACGUAGGGGGCCUGCUGGAUGCUGACUUUGCCCUGGACCCUGACAAGCCCACCAACUUCACCAAUCCCGUGUAUGCCACACUCUACAUGGGGGGCCACGGCAGCCGCCACUCCCUGGCCAGCACGGACGAGAAGCGAGAACUCCUGGGCCGGGGCCCUGAGGACGAGAUAGGGGACCCCUUGGCAUAGGAUGCUGCCCCAUCGGACUUCCCCAGAGAGCCUAUGUCCCUCCAGAGAAGUCCUUCAAUGAGCCCUUCCCCAGACAGCCCUUCCCUGGCCCUGCCAGAUGUAUAAAUGUAAAAAUGAAGGAAUUACUUUUUAUAUGUGAGUGAGCAAGCGAGCACAGUAUUAUCUCUUCCAGUCUCCUCUUCCUGCCUGCUCCUCAGUGCCCCCCAUGCUGCCUUCGGGGAGGGGGCAGGGAGGGUUCUGGGGGCUCUUGUGGCAUAAAGGUACGAGGGAGCCCAACUCCUCCCUUCCCACCAACGCACCCCACUGGGAGAGCUGGGUGCCGCCUCCCCUCCCUGUGCCAGACACUUUGUCCAGGCUCUCCACCUCGCCCCUCCUGCUUACCCCUCCCAGCUCUCUGAGGGCUAAUUCUGGGGAGGGAGAGUUCUUUGCUGCCCCUGUCUGAAAAAGUUGGCUCCAGCUGAGGUAGGAAGGUGAGGAUGGAGUUUUUUGGUUCUUCUUGGGGAAGGCCACUCAAGCUCCAGCCCCAGACUCCCCGGGGUGCCUCUGAGGUGGCCAUGCUCAAUACCCCUUCCAGGCAGGCCCUCCCCCUCUCCAGCUACUCCCAGGGCUGGAGACUUUCUUUGGUAAACAGUCCCCUAACCCCCUCCCCUGAGGAUGAGGGGGAGGUGGGGUACACCAAGGAAGGGAAGCGGGCAGCCCCGUUUUGGGGACAGGAACGUUUUAAUAAUUUUUGACAAAUUCCUUUACAACUAAAUAACACAGAUAUUGUUAUAAAUAAAAUUGUAAAAAAAAAAAAAAA